Molecule: messenger RNA, 5861 nt
Organism: Chelonia mydas (Green sea turtle)
Lineage: Eukaryota; Metazoa; Chordata; Testudines; Cheloniidae
Gene: ZBTB8B
Product: zinc finger and BTB domain containing 8B
Exons: 4
Coding region: 129-1568 (479 amino acids)
Biological process (GO): regulation of transcription by RNA polymerase II
Molecular function (GO): DNA-binding transcription factor activity, RNA polymerase II-specific; protein binding; RNA polymerase II cis-regulatory region sequence-specific DNA binding
Source: RefSeq, a predicted model, not a curated record
CGCCGCGGGGUUGGUGGGUUGGGCUGGGGAGGUGCGGCGAGGAGGCGGGCCCGGCCCGGCGCGUGCGUCAGGUUCGGUAGCGCUGCGCGAGGGGCCGGGUAAAGUGAUCAGAAGCAGCAAUAGGAGAAAUGGAGAUGCAGUCAUAUUACACGAAGCUCUUGGGAGAGCUCAAUGAGCAAAGAAAGAGGGACUUUUUUUGUGACUGCAGUAUUAUUGUGGAAGGCAGGAUCUUCAAAGCUCACAAGAACAUUCUGUUUGCUAAUAGUGGCUACUUCAGAGCCUUAUUGAUUCAUUACAUUCAAGACAGUGGGCGACACAGCACUGCUUCUUUGGACAUUGUUACUUCAGAGGCCUUCUCCAUCAUCCUAGAUUUCCUUUAUUCAGGGAAGCUGGAUCUUUGUGGGGAAAAUGUUAUUGAAGUCAUGUCAGCAGCUAGCUACUUGCAGAUGACUGAUGUGGUCAAUUUUUGCAAAACUUACAUCAGGUCGUCGCUAGAUAUUUGCAGAAAAAUAGAGAGAGAAGCUGCUUUCUAUCAGGCUGAUAGUGGAAGCUCUAGUUCUGCCAGAGAGGGCACUUCUUAUGGUACAAAGAGCCAGUGCUCUGCCUCCAUCUCUUCUCUGCAAGAAAAGGAAAGGAUUUCUGAUUGUCAGAGAGAUCCUCCCUGUGGUGAAUGUAGCAGCUGCCACCCAAUGGAACUUGUGGUGAGAGACCCUGUAAGCAGUGAUUCUCCAGAUGACAUUAAUUCUUCUCUGCCCAAAGGGGUAGUAGAACCAAAAGUAGAAUUUGACUCUGAUGAAGUGGAAGUAGAAGUGGGUGAACGACUACAGCAGUAUCCAACUCCAUUAUCUCUUGAGCAGAUGGAAGAGGGGCUGCACAGUGGCCAGGCAAUGGACUUGGCCUGUAAUAACUACCAUAUGAAACAGUUCCUGGAGGCCCUGCUACGCAACAGUGCAGCUCAAAGAAAAGAUGAUGUAGUUCAUCACUUUGUUCGGGGCUUUGAGGGUAGGCCAGAAGAUGCAGGGGUGGCCAUGAGUUCCAUGAUGGACAUUCACAGCGACUGGUAUGGUGAGGAUACAGGUGAUGUGUUAGUUGUGCCAAUCAAGCUCCACAAAUGCCCGUUCUGUCCCUACACCGCUAAGCAGAAGGGAAUACUAAAACGGCACAUUCGCUCUCAUACAGGCGAGAGACCCUACCCUUGUGAGACGUGCGGCAAACGCUUCACCCGGCAGGAGCACCUUCGGAGUCAUGCUCUGAGUGUGCACCGAUCAAACAAGCCAAUUAUCUGCAAGGGUUGCAGAAGAACGUUCACAAGUAGCCUAUCGCAGGGAUUACGACGCUUUGGCUUGUGUGACAGCUGCACUUGUGUAACGACUACGCAUGAGGAUUCAAUGCCCAUUAACCUCAGUCUGAUGGAACCUUCAUCAGAAGGUCAAGAAAAGGGUGAUACAGACAAUGAUUGGCCUAUAUAUGUCGAAUCUGGUGAGGAAAAUGAUCCAGCUGAUGACGAUGAUGCUGAUGAUAAGCAGGAGAUCCAUAGAAGCUUAUCAGACCGAGAGGCACUUAUGUAGUAACAAAAGGAGGGUGGGCAGAUUUAAAGUGUCUCCCCUGUGAUUGGUCAUUCUACAGCAGAAAACUGCAUAUUUAACCAGUUUUGUGGAACUGUGUGUUUUUUAUUACUAAAUUCCAGUUUUGAUAGAACUGGUGGGAAGAACUGGAUUUUGGAAUUUUGAAAUAUUUUUUAACUUUUCAGUGCUGUGCACUAGAAUUCUGAGGGAAUUUCCUGUCCUGGGUGAGCAGAGGCUGUCUCCUUGCAAUCACCUGUUGUGCUUCUGUACCCUGGCUAUGAGGGAAGGAUCAUCAUGAUCGUUUGAUACUGAGUUUCCUUCCACAAUGCUACCAUAGUCCCCCAAUCCUGGUCUCAAGGGGGCACCAUCAUCUUUCUAGGAAGAGAUGUGAAGAAAAUAAACGUAGUUUUCAUCCUUAAUCUUGGACUUCUCUAAACUAUUUUACAUUCUUGUCCUUCUUAUGCUAGGAAAGUCCUAUCUGAAACUGUAAAUCCUAACUGUUUAAUUUUAAAAGUUUAGAAUAGGAUUUGACCUGGAAACCAUGGUAAAUUACCAGGAUAACAAAUAUGCUACAGAGGGAAGCAUAUUCAGUAGAGAAUCUUCACACGUGUUUGUUCAUAUAUGUACUUAGAGAGCAAGCUUCUAUUUUUGGGCAGUUUUCACUACAUUUCCAUCCCUGGAGAACAACAGAGCUUGGGCUAUGAUUCUUCUGGUCUAUCUUUAAUGCCCAUUAGACAGUAGUCCAGGCCUGAGAACUACACAGAAUACUUAUUCUAUGAUCUGGUAAAAUAGUGUCCAAAGUGCACUGGUCACUGAAGCAACAGUAAGUGCACUACCCACCUCUUUUCAUAAAAUCAUAGAACUGGAAGGGACCUCGAGAGGUCAUCUAGUCCAGUCCCCUGCACUCAAGCCAGGACUUAAGUAUUUUUCAACCAUUUAAAGUAGAAGUUAUAACCUAGCAAUCUAGAAAAGUGGUUUCUUUAGUAGAUUCAAUAGUCAGAUUUACUGCUGAUCUAGCCGAAGAAUUCCAAAGAAAAAUCUGGGCUACGUAUAUAACACCAUCCCUGCAAAGUAUUUUUCAUGAAGUCAGGUGAGACCCCUUGUAAAAUUAGAGACUCCCUGUAUGCAAACUUCCCUUUUCCUAAUGAGAGUUUUUUCUUCUUAUGUAGUCAAAAAAUAGUCUUUGGUGAUUCCUAUGAUGGUUUGUACCCUUUCAUUGUCUUAUGAAUUCAUCCAGGUACUGUCUCUUGUUAAAAUUCCAACUUGGACCCUACAUUUUCCUUGUUGAAUAGAUACAAGUUGGCUUUUGAAGGAGGUGAGAUUACUUUACUUAAUUUACCUGUCCAGUACCAAAUUGCUGUAAACUAUGAAAUUAGCUGGGAAACUGUAAAGAGCUCUUGGUAAGCUACUGCUAAACUUAAGACUAAAGAAGAUACAAUACUGAAGGAUUCUGUGAAGUGAAGGUGCAUACUGUAUGUAGAUAGUACUUUUUAACUUUGUAAAUGUUAAUGAAAAGCACUGUACUUGGGCCUCACUUUCUGGAUCAAGUGCUAGAACAGAAGAUUGCAGACAGACAUCACUGACACAAGAAGAUCGUCUCACUUAAAAAGACAGUUUUCCUUUCUUAUAUUUUACAGAAGACUUUACACUGAGCAAACAUAAAAUGGAACAUUUUUAUAUAAAAAGCAGCUGAUUUAAUCAGUCAUUUUCUGUAUACCUCAUGCAAUUAUUUCACAUAUUGGAUAAGAACAUUCUGCCCCACAGUUCAGCUUCUUUAUUUGCUUCAUCCUGUAGUAAGACAAUAAUCCUGGUGUGAUAUCACAAUCUACUUGUACAGAAGUGAUUCUGAUAUCACAAAUGCAGCAUUAUGACUUCAUUGCAAGAUCAAAUAGGAUGAAUAAAAAUGAAACAAGCCUCUGUUUAUCUUUAAUUACUAGCAAAGUAGCAAAAAAAAAAACCCAACCCCCCCAAAAAAUCAGAGGUAAAUAGAGUUGUUUGAAAUGUCUCCCCAAAACUCGAAGUCUUACUUUAAGUGCUAUCUUUCUGGAAGAUAUUGCAUUUCUUGCUGGAUUUAUUUUCUGUAACUUAAAUUGAGAGGAGCAACGCACCUUUAAAAAUAAGCUAUUUGUAUUUGUUUUUUAGUUUGUUACAAAACCUCUCCAAUAGUCCUUAUUUCAUAUUGUUUGUAAAUUGGAGUUGGUGUCUGAACGAUAAUGUCAUAGUUUCAUCAGCAUAGCAAAUUAGUAUGAGGGCCAGAUUUUCAAAAGAACUAAGCAACCACCAGCAACUCCCAUUUAGGCACCUGAAUGAGUGUCUGGAUCUACAAAAGAGCCCUGGCCACUUCAUUUAGGAGCCUAAAUGGGAACUGAGCUCUCCUGAACAUCUAACUUCAAUUUCGGGAGCUAAACACUUUUGAAAAUCUGGCCUAUAGAGUGGGCUUCUAAAUCACAUAAGCGCUUUUGAAAAUCCUAUAUAUAAUCCCAUGAGGGUGGUCUUUUCGAUGACUUCUUUGUUACUGCUCAGCCAACCCAAGUUCACGAUGGUAUUCUCUAUCUGCUUAUCAGUUGAGCAAAGGACUUUGUGUAAGAACAUUUUAAAAGGAGUCCUCAUACUUUUGACAAUUGAGGACUGAGUUGCAUAAUGAAGGUGGGGUAGGAAUGUAAAUAGUCAUCCUAACUUUUCAUCAGCAUGGCAUCCUGAUCUCUAUGGUCAUUCUGGCAGAGAGGUGCCACUUCAGUGUAAAUAUUAGAGGCCAAUAGACUUGGAAUAUUCAUUGGAUAUGGUGCUGGAUAGUGUGUUAUAAUGCAUCUUUCUGGUGAUUUAGCUUAUCAGAGAAACACUGUAGAACUAUGUUGAGGCAUGUACUAGUGAACUCUGAAAUUGUGAAGACCUUCAGAAGAGGGAAAAUCAGUGCUCUUGUGAAGGCAUGUAUGCAGUGGAUUUAAGAGCUGUGGGAAAUACUGCAGUGGCCUUCAGCUGUUUGAAUUCAGCCUGCUUCAUUUGGUUUUAGAAAUUUUUCUUGUGUGUCUUGUGCAUAGAGAAUGGAACUGUGUUAAGUUUUGUGUAACGUUGGGGCAAGGGGUGGGGUGGGCGAGAGAUUCCAAUCACGUUGCAGUUUGAAAGUGACCAGCAAAAUUGCAAUUUCUGUUGAUCUGUCAUAGUGUGCCACUUUGUUUUUCAGUGGGUCCUUAAUUCAGCCUCAGUGUUUAGUAGAAAAGGUUACACUUUAUUCAGUUUCUUGUGACAGAUGUUUAUGUAGAUCUGUGUUUGCUGUGCUUCCCACCCAGUUCCAUUCUGUUUCCCUGAAAUCUUCCAUGUAAAUCCAGCCUUUACAAGCUUUGAGAAAGUGACACUGCUGUUCUAAAAGAAUAUUCAUAUGGUGCUGAAUGAAGAAUCAAAGAAAAUGUCCUUAGACUUGUUUCUAAUGUGAUCUUUUCUCUCAAAGUUUUUAAAAGGCCACGAAAACUACAUAUCUUAAAUUCUUAGCUCUGCAUAAUUUACACUGUUUAGGAGUAUACUUAAUUUAUUUGUUUGCACAUAAUUGCACUGUUUUUCACUAAAGAAAUACAUGCUGCAAUGAUAUUAAUGGUGCAUUGAACUUGUAAAUAUUAAUCUUCCAAAUCUGAGUCAUUUCAUUUGUCUGAAAUUUGAACAGUAACUUUAUAGCUGGAGUCCUUUAAUUUAGUCUACCUAAUUAACAGACACUCUUACGAGCUGAGCCUUAUUUGAACAGCUGAUUUAACUACAUCAGUGGAUACCUGGAGGAGUCUGAAACUAUUGGCCUUGUGUAGAAAGUAAACCUAGUUAAGGGGGGUAUGCUUUAUAAAACAUACACCAGUUGACUAAAUUGAGGAAACUCCAAGUUAAGGCUCAACACUCAAUUUUUAAUUCCGACAUUCAAUCCAUCUACUGCUGGCUAUGGGCACUAUGCAAGCAAAAAUCAAACUAAUGGCAAGGAAAGAUUAAAAGGAUGCUAUCAACUUUAAAAUCUAGUCAUUUUUUUAAAGUGUUUUCAGGUACUACUGAUUCUUCCUAAUUACUUUUAUGGUUUUACAAUCAUAGUUUCAUUUUUAAUUUUUAUUUUUUUAAAUAACUUUUCCUUCCCCUGUUGCUGUGGGGGGAUCCUGCACAACCCUCUGGGGAAACAGUGAAACUGACUGUGUUGUCAAAUGCACAUAAUAAACUGCAAAAAACAGAUAAAUAAUUUCCCUCCUAAUCUCUUUGUUAUAGUAACCUCUUGGAUGUUACUUGUAACAAUAAUAGGUUUUAAAAAAUCCAGAUGAAGCAUUGAUUUUU